Messenger RNA from Cryptosporidium ubiquitum, 1425 nucleotides. RefSeq lists its product as uncharacterized. Lineage: Eukaryota; Apicomplexa; Conoidasida; Eucoccidiorida; Cryptosporidiidae. Gene Ontology annotation, biological process: maturation of SSU-rRNA from tricistronic rRNA transcript (SSU-rRNA, 5.8S rRNA, LSU-rRNA). The transcript has a single exon. Gene Ontology annotation, cellular component: small-subunit processome; nucleolus. The coding region runs from base 1 to 1425 and encodes 474 amino acids. Gene Ontology annotation, molecular function: protein binding. The record is from RefSeq and is a predicted model, not a curated record.
AUGAAGGUCAAAGUAUUACAAAGAGAUGUAAGCAAAUAUCAGGACAAAUCAAAAGGUUCUAUACAAAGGAUUUAUCAUAAUCCAGAUCCUAGUAUUCACCCUUUUGAGAAAGCUAGAGAAUAUACCAGGGCAUUAAUGAGUGUAAAAUUAAGAAAAAUGUUUUCAAAGCCUCUAGUUUCAGUAUUUGAGGGUCAUUCAGAUACUGUUCAAUGUUUAGCUAGAGCUCAUCAUCAUCUUUCUGAUAUAUAUAGUGGUGGAUUUGAUGGAACAGUAAGAUAUUGGAAUUUAGCAGGGAGUAGAAGAUGUGAAUAUAUGAUUAGGGCGCAUGAAGGAGCAGUACGUGGAUUAUGUGUUACAAAUAAUGAUAAGCACUUAUUUUCAUGCGGUGAUGAUAAGAAAUUGCAAAUGUGGAAAAUAUCUAAAAGAGAAUCAGUUAAUGAAGUGAAUUUAAUGGAAUUAGAAGAUGAAGGAAAUGCUGAGGAUGUUUUUAAUGGAUAUGAUAAUAUUUCCAGUUUUUCAAAGGCAAUUGUUCCAGAAACUACAUUUCUUGCGAAUAAUCAAUUAUACAGUUUAGAUCAUCAUUGGAAUAGUGGUGUAUUAAUAAGUAGUGGAGUUGGUGGUUUACAUGUAUGGGAUCAUCAUAGAAGUACACCAUUACAAGAAUUUGAAUGGGGAAACGAAACAGUUUAUUCUGCAAGGAUUAAUCCAAGUGAACCUCAUAUUGUUGCAACAGUUUCUUCUGAUAAUUCUGUUGGACUUUUUGAUAUUAGAUCAUCAACAGCAUUACGUAAAGUUGUUUUAUCUAAUAAAUCAAAUGCAAUCUGUUGGAAUCCUCAGCAACCACUUAAUUUCACAAUUGCUAAUGAUGAUUCUAUGCUUUAUACAUUUGAUAUGAGAAAACUUAACAUUGCUAGAUAUAUAUAUAAAGGAUUUGUUCAUGCUGUUUUAGAUGUUGAUUAUAAUCCAAUGGGAAACAGCUUUGUUGCUGGUAGUAGAGACAAUACUAUUCGAAUCUUUAAUAUUGACCAAGGAUCUUCUAGAGAUAUUUAUCAUGCCAAAAGAAUGCAUAAUGUUUGGGCUACCAAAUUUACUGCUGAUGGGAGAUUUAUUGUAAGCGGUUCAUCUGAUUUUUGUAUUCGCUUAUGGAAAAAUGAAGCUAGUCAACCACUUGGGCCUAGAUCUUAUAGAGAAAGACAAACUUUGGCUUAUAGAAAUAAACUUAUCGAAAGAUACCAAUAUUUACCUGAAAUUAAAAAGAUUUCAAGGCAUCAUCAUGUACCAAAGAUGAUAAAAUCUAUUCAAGAGAGAAAACUUGAACAAAUUAAUGCCAAGAAAAAGAGGGAGCAAAAUCUUAAAGAUCACACCAAAGAUUCCUCAAAGCCAGUCCCAGAAAGACAAAAAUCUAUUGUUUCUGUUUUAGAGUAA